AUCACGAAGUACACACUCAUGUUGGUCUGCGAUCUCGAUCUAUCUUUGCAAGACGCUAUCCAGACAUUAACCAACGACGUGGAUCAGCUGUAUGCAAAUCCUCUCUGGCAAGACAUUUAUGAAAAGAGAUUUAGGAAAAAGGCAAAAUCAGAAAAUCUUCCAGGACAUGCGCCGAGAAUUGUACAGCAUGUUGGUCUACCAAGCAUGUCAAACAUCAACGCUAGCUGACAUGUGCAGAUACUAUGAGGUUGAACCUGACUACUACGAGUGGUCAUUGAAUCGACGAGCUUACAAAUUACAAACAUCAGUGGCCAGUCUCUGCAAGAGUGUUGUAUUCGAAAACACGCGUUGCGAACAUAACGAUUUUACAGAUGCCGGUAACUCCAAAUACUAUUGUGUUAUCACGCAAUACAUAACGUCAAUCAAUACCAGCAAAAUGAUAGACAAGGUCCGCGAGCUAACCGACAAUAGCAUAUCAAAAAAGAAAUAUAAUUUUAGAUUGACAAGCGCAGAGAACUCCUUUGCAUUGACUGGGUACGACAACAAUGGUGUUUGUCCAAUGGGUAUGAACCAAAAGAUACCCAUUAUCCUUUCAAAGGCUAUCACGGAACUCAAGCCUGCAAUUAUGUUCCUUGGAGCAGGAGAUGUCAACUGGAAGAUUGCUGUGCCAAUUGAAGAUUUUAUUCGUGAAACGAAUUGUUUAAUAAUGGACUUGUCAUGAUGCAAGCACCACAGGAUUUGUCCGUCCUCCCAUUUCAAUGUCAUCAGGUCAGGCUGUUGAGCUAAGUAAAGUGCAGCUUGGCUGAGCUCAGUUUUUGGUUUCACUUGCGAUUAUUAGAAGACUUUGAACAAUGCAUGAUGAAGAAAAUAAAGUAACAAUAUAAGCCUUACUGAUCUGACGAAAAGAAAGGAAACCAUAUCAUCAAG
Messenger RNA from Umbelopsis ramanniana AG, 927 nucleotides. RefSeq lists its product as uncharacterized. Gene Ontology annotation, molecular function: aminoacyl-tRNA deacylase activity. The record is from RefSeq and is a predicted model, not a curated record. The transcript has 8 exons. NCBI's taxonomy places the organism in Eukaryota, Fungi, Mucoromycota, Umbelopsidomycetes, Umbelopsidales, Umbelopsidaceae. Bases 92 to 721 code for a protein of 209 amino acids.